Candida albicans SC5314 is the source of this 483-nucleotide messenger RNA. RefSeq lists its product as uncharacterized. The transcript has a single exon. The coding region runs from base 1 to 483 and encodes 160 amino acids. The record is from RefSeq and is a predicted model, not a curated record. Lineage: Eukaryota; Fungi; Ascomycota; Pichiomycetes; Serinales; Debaryomycetaceae.
AUGAAAUCUAUUAGCUUUAUUCUUUUCACUUUCUUACUUUUUGUUGCUCCAAUUUUAGGUAAAAUACAAAAUGUUUACUUAUAUGUUAGAUCUCAAAACCAAACUGUCAACGGGAAUGGAUUGUAUUCUGUUAAAGAAAGACCAGGUAUUAAUUACUUUUUCUUAGGUCCUCCCAAUCAUGCCCAAAAAUUGAUUUAUGACGAUCAGAACUAUUAUAUUUAUCAACAAGUUGAUCCACACACAAGAUAUUAUUUUGGCAUUCAAAGAAAUAUCUUACAGUUGUCCAAAGGUAACCCUCAAAGAGUUGUCAUGAGAAGAAAUGGUGAAUUGAAUUUCAGAGGUGAUGAUAAAUUGUAUGCCGUUAAAAAUAUUGGUGAUCCAAUAAACUAUUCUAAGGAUCAUUAUGCUGUUAAAUAUUAUGCUAAUAAGAAUAAUGUCCCCAAGCACGCGCCGAAAGUAACUGUUUAUGCUAAGAAGGCGUGA